Wasmannia auropunctata (little fire ant) is the source of this 1867-nucleotide messenger RNA. RefSeq names its product protein Spindly-like (gene Spindly). The transcript has 6 exons. The coding region runs from base 141 to 1673 and encodes 510 amino acids. The record is from RefSeq and is a predicted model, not a curated record. NCBI's taxonomy places the organism in Eukaryota, Metazoa, Arthropoda, Insecta, Hymenoptera, Formicidae.
AUCUGUGAUUUAACCGACGAAUUCAAAAUAAGCGUAACCUCGCUAAAAUUUAAACGGUCGGAGCGGUUGUAUCACUUAGGCCUUACUGCAGCGAAGAUUCAUCGAACAGGAAAAGAAGGAAUUACACAAAAGAUUCCGAGAUGUCGGAAUUGUACGGUGACAGUGCGAGUGACACGAAAAUCGAGGAACAUCUGGAGGAGAGCUCGAUCUGUCAUGAUGAUUACAAAAGGCUGAAGCAAGAGAACGAGAACUACCGGCAGGAGUUGCAUGUUCUGCGACGCAAACUGGAAAUUAAUACAGCGCUCAUAAAAGAUCUUCAGAGCUCUGGAGAUGCUUUGGAGGCGGAUAUGAAGAAAUUCGCGCAAGCGACGGUUAUGCGAUGUUCCGAGAAAGAAGUAAAGUACAAUGCUGAGCGAAAGGAAUACGAAGAUCGUAUUGCAGAUCUAGAAGCAAGCCAAGUAAAAUGUGAACACACAAUUGAGCAGUUGCUGAAAGACCUGCAAAAAUAUGAAGAUCUUGUGAAUAAGCGAUCGUGUGAUCUGACUGGAACAGAAGAUGCUUCGAUUGUGGAAUUAUCUAAGAUGCUCGAAAAUGAGACAGAGAUGCGUGAAAAAAUGGAGACGGAUAAAAGGGAGUUGAUAUUGAAACUUUCCCGCGUGGAUGCUGAAUAUAAAGAGCUUGAACAUUGUUUAAAAAAAACAAGGGAACAACUGGCAGAGAAAAAAGAGGAAUUGGAAGACGCACGGGAAACUGCUAGAGAAUUAGCUGUGACUCUUGAGGAAUUGCAGUCGUCCAAUAUGACUCCUGCUAGUGACACGUGUAAAGGAAAUUCUUUAUUUGCUGAGGUCGAAGAUCGCCGGCAAAUGUUGUUGGAUAAGAUGGAAGCGUUUUCGCACAAAUACAAUGCAGCAAAGCAAGAGCUGAAUAGGGCAAAGACCGAAAUCAAGCUGCUGAAGAUGGAGAAAGUCAGCAUGGCUAGAAAAAUGGAAACUGAUUUGAUUGAUACGUUGCAAGAGAAUGCAGAGCUUCUGACUAAGUACAAGAGUAGGAUCUUCGAUCUCGAGAACAAGUUAAAGGCUGAAAUUAAUAAGAAUGAUCAGAUGGAAGAAAUGCAGUCUACAGACGAUAGCUUUAAUUACGCUCAAUCGUUGCUAGCCGCGAAGGGGAAAGAGCUCAAGGAGUUGAAUGAAAAAAUUGAGAAGCAAGCUAUGCAGAUGCUGGUGCAGGACGAAGUAAACUACAAUCUCUCGAGACAGCUUCGUUACUGGCAGCGUAAAGCAAUGUUUUUGAACAUUCAAGUUAGUGCUAUAAAAGAGAAAUUGAAAUUGCAAGAUACACAUGGUAGUAAAGUCAUUCUUCAAUCUAUCGAGGAUUGCAAAUUUAUUGAUAAUGACAAUUUUGAAAAGGGCUGUGAUUCUUCAUCUUAUGAUCUCUCGCCGGAUGAUACUCUCUGUUAUGAGAAUUCAGAUGAAGAAAAUUCAACGAAAAAAGUGUCAAAAGAGCCAGUAGUGGAUUCCGCGAAAGAACAGAAGGAAUCCAAAAAAUUCGUAAAUUUCGCUAGUGAUACUAAAGACUCGGAGAGUUUUAAAAAAUCUUUGAAAAAACAACCGAAACAACCGAAAUAUUAUCCUGUUAUAGUUUGUAAAGAUGAUGGUACGUUCUCUGUUUCAUGAUUCAAUCUUAAAUUCACUUUUUACUUUACUGCGAUACUGUACAGCACAUUAGCGGUUUUUACCAAAUAAUUUGCAUGAAAAAACAAAAUUAUUAAAGGGGAACAAUUAAUGGAUAAGAUAUAAUGGAGAUAUAAUGCAGAUAUAUUUUUUUAAUUUUACAAUUUAAUAAAGAGCUAUUUUGUAUGUUUUUUAAA